AAUCCCACCCUUCGCAAGUUCGCAUGCAUCCAAUAGCUUUCCGUAAGACUGCACCCAAUUGUUCGCAAAGCCCUUGCCUAACACGCACGUAACGGAAACUGCAGGCCUGGGAUUUCGGCAUGGUUAAGAUGGAAAGUUGACCAGAUUCGUUUCAAAUGGAAAAUUUCCAGUAGAUGGAAGUGCGUUUCAUGACGGUUUCGUAUCUUCAUUGCCUGUUGAUUAUCCGCAUUUCAGCAGUUUAAUAUCCAGAAGUGCUUGACCUCCACUUUCUUUGAGCCAGAACAGAAACAUGGACAAUCGACCAAUGGGUGCGAAUGCCGAUCGCUUGCUCAACAAACUGAGCGGACAGAACUGGAAGGAAGGUGUUUUACCACCGCCAAAGGAUCCUCGUUGCCAGACAAGCGAUGUGCUUAAUUCGACGGCCAAAUCUUUCGAAGAAUUCGGGUUGAAGCGGGAGCUGCUGAUGGGAUUGUACGAAAUGGGAUUCGAAACACCGUCACCCAUUCAGGAGAAAGCCAUUCCGGAGGCUCUGAAAGGUGGCCAUGUUAUUGCACGUGCCAAGAACGGAACCGGCAAGACUGGUGCUUUCAUGGUUCCGGUGCUGGAGAAGAUCGACGCGACCGAUACUAGCAUUGGUCGUCCUCAGGCCUUGAUCCUGGUUCCAACCCGAGAAUUGGCACUGCAAACUUCGGCUAUCUGUAUGGCCAUGGGAAAACAUCUGAAUGUCAAGGUCAUGGUUUCCACUGGUGGCACGGAUCUGAUGGAGGAUAUUCUGCGACUGCAGCAAGUUGUGCACGUCAUUGUGGCUACACCUGGACGUAUCCUAGAUUUACUGAUGCCCAAGAUGGACUUCGAAACCGGAACCGAGCAUCGUUUGAUCAACAGCUCGGCUUGCAACAUCGCUGUCCUGGAUGAAGCCGACAAGCUACUCUCGCAGGACUUUGGACAAAUGGUCAAUCAGAUUCUCAUGGAACUUCCGUCGGAACGACAGAUUCUGUUGUUCUCUGCAACAUUCCCCGUUUCGGUCGAGAGCUUCAAGGCUCGUCUGAAGGCUCCGAAGGUUAUCAACUUAAUGAACGAACUGACUUUGAAAGGGAUUUCCGAAUUCUACGUCUAUUUGGAAGAAAGACAGAAGGUCCAUUGUUUGAACACUCUUUUUUCCAAACUGGAGAUUCGCCAAGCGAUCAUAUUCGUUAAUUCCUCCAAACGCGCUGCUCUGUUGGCGAAGAAGAUCGUGGACUUGGGAUACUCAUGCUUCUACAUUCACUCUCGGAUGAGUCAAGAUCAUCGUAACAAGAUCUUCCACGACUUCCGAAACGGAGAUGUGCGCAAUCUGGUCUGCACCGAUCUGUUCACUCGAGGAAUUGACGUUCGUGCUGUGAAUGUGGUUAUCAAUUUCGACUUUCCGCGCAUGUCCGAAACCUACUUGCAUCGCAUUGGACGAUCGGGCCGCUUCGGUCAUCUGGGCAUCGCUGUUAAUCUGAUCACCGAUGCCGACCGCGACAGUCUGCACCGUAUUGAACGCGAACUGGGCACGGACAUUAAACCUAUUCCCAAAGAAAUCGACAAGCGUCUGUAUGUGGCUGCUUAUCAGACCAGCGGCGAUGCUGAUGAGAUUCUCAAGAGUGUUAAAAUCAAAAUGGAGGAACUGAGUUUGAAGGCUGGACCCGGAAUGCCCAUCCCGGGAGCAACCGGUACCGCUCAGCAACAAUUGGGAAUGUCUAGCGCCUGUUAGAAAUUGAUUUCGGUCAGGUUUCUUGUUUUGUAUGCAUGUCGGCUACAGCCUCUCUGUUAUGCUUUGUAUGUUUGCUUUCCUUUCUUCAAUUACUUCCGUUUUCCUUGUUCUAAUAAUUUUUAAAGAAUCAUUGUCGAUAUCGUUGCCUUCUAGAUUUUAUCGUUCGUUACAGUUUUAUCGUACUCGUCAGAAUCUUUCAUGUCCUGCUGUUGUCUAAUUUCUACAACUUCGCUCAGCGUUAUGCCGGUGCUGUUCUAACGUGGUAAAAACAAAUUUCCCUUCGAA
Paramacrobiotus metropolitanus is the source of this 2020-nucleotide messenger RNA. RefSeq names its product probable ATP-dependent RNA helicase ddx6. The coding region runs from base 290 to 1735 and encodes 481 amino acids. The transcript has 13 exons. Gene Ontology annotation, cellular component: cytoplasmic stress granule; P-body. Gene Ontology annotation, biological process: P-body assembly; cytoplasmic stress granule assembly. The record is from RefSeq and is a predicted model, not a curated record. Gene Ontology annotation, molecular function: RNA helicase activity; ATP binding; mRNA binding. Lineage: Eukaryota; Metazoa; Tardigrada; Eutardigrada; Parachela; Macrobiotidae.